Chlorocebus sabaeus (green monkey) is the source of this 981-nucleotide messenger RNA. The record is from RefSeq and is a predicted model, not a curated record. Lineage: Eukaryota; Metazoa; Chordata; Mammalia; Primates; Cercopithecidae.
GCUGGGCGCGGGGCGCGGGGCGCCAGGAGCCGGGGCCGGCUGCGUGCGCGGCGGGCGGGCGAGGGGUAGAGCGCGGAGGGAGGGAGCGUGUGUCUGUGCGCGCCGGGUGUGUGUGUGUGUGUGCGUGCGUGUGUGCAGGGUAUAUGUGCGGGGGGCGGGGGACCGCCAGCGGGGGGGCGGGGAUGUGGUCUGCUGGAAAAUGUUUAAAAAAACAAAUCCGCUCCAAACCCCCAGCCCCGUGUGCGUGAGCCAAUGCCGGCAAGGUGAAGGCUGCGCGGGGUGGGGACGACGCGACUGCCGCCCGCCCACCCGCAGGCCACGGCAGAGUUGCACCGCGGGGCGGGGCUCGGAGAGCCCAGCGACGUGGAUGGGGCAGCUAGGGGCAGCAGCGUGGACGCAGACCCUCAGUCCUCAGGCAGCUCAGGUCCUGGUUCGUCCCCUAGCCCAGGAGGAUGCUGUGGGAGCCGGAGCAGCAGCAAGAGGGAGAAUGGGGGGAAGCAGCACUAGAGAAGUCCUUCAGCUCCUACUUAAUGGAAGCCUUGCAGGUGCAAGAUGGCUCCAGCAGGCCCAGCAUCACUUCUUCACAGUGUCCCAAAGCCAGAAAAAAGGCUGUUGUUUUUUAAAGCAGGAAAACCUUCCCAAACUUGGCCAGAAUUGCAUCGCAGACCCUUUCCCAAAACAAUUUCCAGCGAAGGGAAUAGACUGACCAUGUCUGGUUCAGAUGAAUGAAGAUUUGCCCCUGGGGGCUAGGGAGGGGCUUGCCCCUGCUGAAGCAGACCCUUGCCCAGCAGCUGAACAGAGCCUAGGUUCAUCAGAUGGAGGAAGAGACUGGCCGCUAACAGUGCCUGACAUACAGAUGUGCUUCCUGUGAUGCCGCUGCUGCCACCAUUCCAAAUGUAAGCAGUCAGCUGCUUGGGAUACUACCUACCUUCUUUUGUGUUCUUAUUAAUACAAUUAAAGAUUGCUUUCUGGGUAGAGAAA